This is a messenger RNA of Paramacrobiotus metropolitanus, 2559 nucleotides long. RefSeq names its product putative mediator of RNA polymerase II transcription subunit 12. Gene Ontology annotation, molecular function: nucleic acid binding; zinc ion binding. NCBI's taxonomy places the organism in Eukaryota, Metazoa, Tardigrada, Eutardigrada, Parachela, Macrobiotidae. The transcript is spliced from 2 exons. The coding region runs from base 978 to 2555 and encodes 525 amino acids. The record is from RefSeq and is a predicted model, not a curated record.
GCUGCGGGAGAUUAGAUUAAUUAUGAUUCAUGCUGCAGCCACGUAGCCAGUUCUAAUAAAGACUUACAGGAAAGACAGAUUCAACUGGAACCCCGAGGAACAUCCCACACGUCGGAUCGUCGUCCCGACGGCUGCACAACUUUCGCCUGGAAGCGCGGCAUGUGUCGUGCUUGAGACAUGUGUAGACACGGCGGCGGUUUCUCAUCUCAAAGCCACAAGUGCGGGAGCGGCAGCGGUACAAGCCGGAGAGAAGAAAUCGAGACUGUAUUCUUAUCUGGUCGGCCUGUAACAUGAUUUAUCAUGUGUACAUGCACAACGUAUGUACUGGUCGUUGGCAUAACAGUAACAGUGAGUUGUUACACAACUCACUGGCCAACAGAGUUGUUACACAAUGCAUAAGUGCCGGUUGGCGUUCGAGCCACAGUGCGUUGCUGUAUAACGCACUGGCCAACAAAGGCAUAUUACGCAACACGGAAGUGCAUCCGUUUGAAUGUCAUAACUUCUAUUCACUAUACGCCAAUAACGUUGUGUAACUGGACGUUGUCUUGUCCAUCUGUUCUCAUAUAUAAGUCCUAUGUUUUCAAUACUAAAAAUCGUUGAUAGUUUUAGUCAGUCUUAGAUCAAUAAAGACUUAUACCAUCUAGCCAGCUUUGAGUUACAGUUAGUAAGAACCUACGUUACAAAUGGUGGCUCCAGUGGUCUUUAAAGUGUUUACUAUCAACCUCCAUUGACCUUUCCACACUGAUCCCACUGUAUCUACCGAUCUUUAUGGAUUACAAUGGAUUACAUUUGACCUUUAUGUACUAAACUGACAUCAUAGUUCCAUACAGCUUACUACAUAAGUGAACUAUCGGUUCCGAUCCAGCUGUCUACAUCUGACAUUUCAGUCCGAUUCCUGUUUCUGCUAUAACCCUGACCUUUCCAUAUUUGUCCACCAUAUGUACUGAACGGAUUACUCUGUGACCUCUUAUCAGUUGAUGCCGAACACUCGUAGUAACACCGACAUACCGGAUAAGAAUUUUGAGCAAACCGACAUCGAGCUGCGCCUUGCCAACCAGGCAGGUAAGACACGCAAUACUGACAAUAGAGCGACAGACACAGACAGUGACCUUUCCACAACAUCAACGCCAAAUCCAGCAACAAUGACCACUAUCACAUUUGAGGAUACCCAAGUGCAAGCAAUCCAUACAGGACUACAACCACUGAUUUCAAAACACGACAUCCUCAGACGGUUUAGCCUAAACGACAUCCCAAUCCUAAUUGACCUUUACAACGUGAUCACUGUUACUGACGAAGCUGACGCACUAUCCCAACUCCAAAAUGGAACUUUUCCAUUCAAGAUGUCCAAGGCUGACCUUAAAGCAUUGUAUCUAGCAACAAAGGAUAGGGCCUUCCAGUCAUUAAUCAACACAAACAAUGUGUACGGAAGAAAGAUCGACCAACUUCUUCAAGAAAUGACCUCACUUAAACAACAACAACAGCAACAACAACAGCAACAACAACAGCAACAACAACAGCAGCAACAACAACAGCAGCAACAUCAACAGCAACAACAACAGCAACAAACUGGAUCAACUCCCAUUACUACCAUUCUUCAAACGUCCGGAAUGCAACUUUCUCCUAAAGAUUUCCCGAAAUUUGGCGGUGAGUCACACGAAGAUGUACGCGAGUUUACCGAACGCUACGAAAGUUUUACCCGAGUUUAUGGAUGGACGGAAGCGACAAAACUGACGAAUCUUAACUUGUGCUUCAUCAACAAUGCCUUAAGAUGGUGGGAAUCGGAGCAAACCAAACAUGUAACCUGGAUCAGCGCGAAGAACGCCCUGCUUAAAAUUUUUGGCCCUACUGACCUGGACUACGACCUGAAGAAGGAAGAAUACCAGAACCUAGCGAAGUCGGAUCCUCCAUCAUACGUCACGAAAGUCCUGAAAAUGUUUGAUGUCAUCAACCCUACAGCCACUGAGCACGAAAAGGCGAACGAAUUAUUUCGUGAACUCCCGACACGCAUGAAAUCGAACUUUGUCACCAAUCGACCGACAACCGUAGCCCAGUUCCUGGACAAGCUGAAGACCGAGGCAACUAAGGAGCAGUACAAGGAAAAGGCCCAAAGGGAAUCAGAGGCUGAUGACUCAAAAGCAAAGGUUUUCUUUACGGAAACACGGAACAGCGAAAUAACUGAUUUGUCUAAACGCCUGGAUCAAGUAGUCAACAUUGUGGAAAACAUAACACGAGGAUCCCAGCCCAACUUCCGGCGUAACGAAAGCCGAUUUAACGGACGCAACACUCGUUCAGAUGCAAUAUGUCACCGCUGUGGUAAUAAAGGUCAUAUGCAGAAGGACUGUUGGACAAAAUGCAAUAAAUGUGGAAGAAAAGGUCAUGUCGCUCGCGAAUGCAGAAGCCAGGGACGAAAUACGGACCAGAAUUACAGAAGAAACCCGAACAAUUUUUCCAGGGGAGGAAAUUCUAACCGCGACAGUAAUAAUAACAAUAGGCAACCGUCGUACUUCAGCUACGAAGAACACGACGACACACUGGAAAUACCUGAGUUAAACUAAAGGC